Molecule: messenger RNA, 966 nt
Organism: Microthlaspi erraticum
Lineage: Eukaryota; Viridiplantae; Streptophyta; Magnoliopsida; Brassicales; Brassicaceae
Source: the annotation of a GenBank genome assembly
AUGGAGUCAGAACAUGAAGAAGAUGAAAAAAACAAACAAGUUUCAACAGGAGAUGAGUUAUUAUUAAUAGACGAAGAAAAUGGAGAUAACGAGCAUAAAACGAUCCAUUCAGAAGAAACAGAAAGUGAAAUCAUUCACUCAGAAGAAACACAUUCAAGAUCUUCUUCAUCAUCUUCCUCAUCAUCAUCGUCUUCUUCUUCCACAUACGCAUCACCACCAAAACAUCUACCAUCAAACGAUGAUCCAGAGGUUUCUUCUUCUCCAACAGACUCACCUCCUGUUCAAGUCAUGGACAGGGAUGACGAUGCCGAUGAUGAUGAUCAGCCGCUAAACUACGACCCGAACAGGAUCCCAUCGUCGGUGUUCGAGAGAAGCAAAUCGAAUAUACCAGCUGAAUGGAGCUGCACUUCGAACGAGUCUCUCUUCAGUAUCCAUUUAGGAGGACGUAACAGCUUCACUGCUGAUAUGAUGAAAUCAGGAGAGCUUUAUAAAUCAGGAGAGCUGCUUGCUUAUAGCCCCUCACUUCCUAUGCCUCCUCCACCAGGAUCAGAACCAAAGGCUGUUGUUGUUGUUGAUGAUUCAGAUGAUGAGGCAGAGGAAGAGGCAGUUUUAGUGUUAGAGAAAGCACGUAGAGAGGAAGAGGACAAGAGAGAAGAACAACAACAUCCUGCUGUUUCUUGGAAAACUCCUACAACCAUUCUGCCUACAACUUCUUACCGUUCUAACCGGAGCUCAAACAGCGCGCAUUCCUUCUCUUUCCCAAUUUUGGCAGGAGCUGCAAGUGAAUCAGCAAGUGGAGAAACAGAGGAACAGAAGAAACAAGCAGCGCCAAAGCAGCAAUCACAAGAGACACAAGAACCAGCUGAAGCAGCAGCGAACCAGAAGCAGCAGUCAUCAAUGUGUAGGUGGUUCUCAUGUUUUCCUCCAUGUCCUUGGUGUUGUUCUUUACGUUCUCCAUGUUCUUGA